CAGUGGGGGCCGCGGCGCAGACAGGAAUCCGGCGAUGCCGCGGGCGCGCUGGGCGGCGCUGGAGCAGGCGCUGCAGCAGACCCCGGCGCCGCGGCGCAACAUCGGCGCCCUCGCGCUGCUCCUCGGGGUAUAUUCAUUAGCCCUUGGAUUCUGGUAUCGAUCCACGUUUGUCCACCAGAAAGUGGGAGGAAAGGCACAUGUUUUAUCUGCUUACUGUUUUGUCGAAGUCUUCGCAGAUGCAGUUAUCAUAUUUAUAAUUUGGGCAAAUAAUGAUAAAAUUACCAAAGGCAUCCUACCGAAGACGCUUCUUGUGUACUUUGUGUGUAUGGGAGCGACAUUUUACAGUUUGACACCGAUACUUCGAUUAUACGACACAAAAGUUCCUCUUUGGCAGGGACUCCGCUUUGCUGGCAACUUAAUACAAGUGCUGUUGCUCCGCGGCCUGGUGAAGCAGCUGUGGAGCGAGGAGCCCUCUCCUGCGACGCCGAUUCCGACAGUGGCCAGCGCCUUGGAAGGGGCGCGGCGCGGCUGCCCCUCGCCCGCGCCGGAGCCCCGGCCGUGUGCCCCGGCGCCCGUUCACCGCCCGGCCCCGCCCUCGGGGCGCCCCGAACCGCGACUGAUUCUGAGCGUUGCCGGGUUAAUUGGACAGAAAUGACAAGGCGAAGCGAGGGCCUAUUGAAAAUAUUCAAUAUAAAGUAGAAGCUGAAUUCAGACGGAAUAUUUUUCUAUUUUAGGUAGCAAGGAAUUCAAAUAAAAAUAUUUCAAUCAUUAUUUGAAGUUGUCAAUUGACAGUAAAAGUAAACAUUUUGAGCCGAUAAUACUUUGGUUUCGUAAUCACGUUUCCUCAAGAGUGCAAUAAUUGAAUUCACUACCUAGGUUCAAAUUAGGAGGUUUAACAGGCCAAGAUUCGUGUCUGUUGAGUGUUGUACGUGAGAAUUGUUAUGUUAUAGAAACUUGUUAAUAUAUUUCACAUAAUUAUGUACAACAAAUAACAGAACGAUGUAAUAAGACAUAACAUAAAGCGAAAACGUCAAAGAUUAAGCCAUUCAAACAAGUUUCCCUUAGCAAAAAUAUUUUUUAAAGUAAUAAAUAUGUACGUAUACUACAUAAAAACCAUACCAUUUCAGUUGUUUGAUAGAAUGCAAAUGUGUGUUUGUAUGAAGCCACCAUUCCUCGUUUUAUUUCAAGCACUCAUUGCGCUUCAUUUCCAUCUCCAGCUUGCACGCGUCCAUCCUUUCUGAGUUGACAGGGAAGGGAGAGCGAAUUUGGGAGCGUUCGCCCGUGCUCGCAAGAGCGCCUGGCUUCCCGGGCGAGCGAGCUCGUGCGGGCGCAAUUUAACACGCCUGACGGGUACCAAUGUUCAAGCAAGCCCUACGCAAUUGAAACCUGUUCUCGCAUCCUGCGGAUUCAAAACAAUUGCCCGGAUCCACGUCACGCAUAAUGCUACGAGGCGUAACGGAUACGUGAACUUCACACAUGUGCACAACAUUGUGAUGGGUGCCCACCCCACAGCGGGUCGUCACCUUCCCUCAGAGCACACGAAGGUGGCACCGCGUCAAAAAAAUUGUAAUCACAUUAUGUUGUUUUUAUAAACUGACAUUGCAGUUACUAUACUUAUGUUGUUUUACCAUGCUUAUAUUAUGAAAACUUCAAUCAUUUACAAUAAAUAAAUACACUAAUUUUU
Molecule: messenger RNA, 1684 nt
Organism: Gryllus bimaculatus (two-spotted cricket)
Lineage: Eukaryota; Metazoa; Arthropoda; Insecta; Orthoptera; Gryllidae
Source: the annotation of a GenBank genome assembly